Molecule: messenger RNA, 1405 nt
Organism: Xiphias gladius (swordfish)
Lineage: Eukaryota; Metazoa; Chordata; Actinopteri; Istiophoriformes; Xiphiidae
Gene: myg1
Product: myg1 exonuclease
Exons: 8
Coding region: 1-1200 (399 amino acids)
Cellular component (GO): nucleus; cytoplasm
Source: RefSeq, a predicted model, not a curated record
AUGUGGUGUCUUCGCGUGACAGUGCUCAAAUUAACGCGAAGCCGGUCUUUAAUAAACGUUAGCAAACCAGCGAGUUUUUUACGGCUGUUGAGUUCACAAGCCAACUGCUGCUGUCCGCGCUCCGUCGACGCCACUCGCGCAAAACCGCGAUACAUGUCAAGCGAGGCUAAGAGACUCUGCUCGGAAAACAUGACCGUUAAAAAGAUCGGAACGCAUAACGGCACCUUCCACUGCGACGAGGUUCUGGCCUGUUUCUUCCUCCGCCAGUUACCUGAGUACAAGGAUGCUGAAAUCGUUCGGACCAGGGACCCGGCGCAGCUGGCACAGUGCGACAUUGUUGUAGAUGUGGGGGGAGAGUUUGACCCAAAGAGACACCGCUAUGACCAUCAUCAGAGGACAUUUGCGGAGAGCUUCCACAGCUUGUGUCCAGAGAAGCCAUGGGUGACCAAACUCAGCUCAGCCGGCCUCGUCUACCUGCACUUCGGUCGUCAUCUGCUGGCCCAGCUGACGCAGCUGAAGGAGGAUGACAGGCAGCUGGAGGUGCUCUAUGACAAGCUGUACGAGAACUUUGUGGAGGAGGUGGAUGCUGUAGACAACGGCAUUUCACAGUGUGACGGGGAGGCCCGCUACAGCAUCUCCAGCACGCUGAGCGCACGUGUCAGCCACCUGAACCCACGCUGGAAUAGCAAGAGUCAGGACACAGAGGAGGGUUUCAGGAAGGCUAUGAAAAUGGUCGGGGAGGAGUUCCUGGACCGUCUGGAUUAUUACCAGUCCUCCUGGUUGCCGGCUCGUGUGGUGGUGGAGGAAGCUGUUAAAGAGAGGCGUCAGGUAGAUCCUAGUGGGGAGGUGGUGGUGUUCUCCCAGGGCGGCUGUCCCUGGAAGGAGCAUCUGUUUACCUUGGAGAAUGAGCUCCAGGUGGAGACACCCAUCAAGUUUGUCCUUUACCCGGACCAGAACGGACAGUGGAGGUGCCAGUGUGUCCCCGCUGGCCUCAACACCUUUCAGAACAGGCUGUCCCUGCCAGAAGAGUGGCGUGGCGUUCGAGAUGAAGCGUUGUCGGAGCUCAGUGGGAUUACGGGCUGCAUCUUCGUACACGCUGGAGGCUUUAUUGGCGGGAACAAGACUCAGGAAGGAGCCCUGGAGAUGGCCCGGAGGACCCUGCAGGCUGCCGCCCAGUCCCCUGCAAACGGAAGCAGCUGACCGGUCAGAGAGGGAUGGCCAGCAGCACAUUUUGCUCUCGUGAAAGGAGAUGACGUGGAAGAGGACGAGUUCCCUGAAUACCUAUAUUUCAAAACACUCACUCUGAGUUAUCAUGUUGACUCAUGUUAUUCUUCUUCCCUCUACCUGUAUUUACAAAUGUGUAUCUGUUUUGGUAAUGAUUUCCAAUAAAAGAGUAUUUGCCUUA